Molecule: messenger RNA, 1074 nt
Organism: Conger conger (European conger)
Lineage: Eukaryota; Metazoa; Chordata; Actinopteri; Anguilliformes; Congridae
Product: CD209 antigen-like protein C
Exons: 8
Coding region: 138-857 (239 amino acids)
Source: RefSeq, a predicted model, not a curated record
UGUUGAUUGAGGGAUUAAUAUUCAACAUGAUCUGGCCAUGUCCUUGAAGCAGGCCGCAGUGUCUGUUCUGCCACGGAUGUUCCUCUUCACUGACUCUGCUUUUCCCCUGUCACUGACAAGCUGACCUGUUUAAAGUGAUGGAUUCUGAUGGAUACGAUCGAUUCAACGGGCCUGAGCAACAGAAUAACCGCUCGUCGGAAAAAACUGUCUUGUACCGGGGCAGGCGAUUCACUUUGACUGAUCUACUGAAUUGGAUUUCGUUGCUUCUCCUACUGCUAUUGUUGCUUAUUAUGGGACUCAAGUUCACUCAAGUACAGCAAGAGGUUGCUGAUAUCAAGCUUCUACUCGUGUCAAUUAACUUGUCAUUGGUGGAACCUCUCAGCAGGCUAGCUGAGGCAGAGGCUCAAAUGACAGAUUUAAUCCCCAGUCACCAGAAACCCAUGGCUCCAAUGCAAGGGCCCUGUGAUGAGGGCUGGCUCUUCUUCCAGGGCAGCUGUUAUCUAUUGUCCUCUGACAGGCUUAGCUGGCACGAUGCAGAGAAGAUAUGUGAAGAUCAAGGGGCACAGUUGUUUGUCAUCAACAAUGCAGAUGAGCUGGACUUCAUUGAAGGUGUUAUGUUUGACACAAACUACUGGAUUGGCCUGGUGGAAAGAGCAGAGGAGGGUCACUGGAGCUGGGUGGAUGGAACAAACUUUUUAACUACUCCACAUUUCUGGGACGUGGGGCAGCCAGACGAGUGGGACUAUCCUGCGAAUGGGGAGGACUGUGGUGAGCUCCGAAUUAACUUGCGACCUCGGUGGAAUGAUGCAGACUGCUCCCUGAGGGUCCGCUACAUCUGUGAGCUGAAGGGAAAAUAACGCAGUGACACCUGUUGCCCUGGCGCACAAGCCAUUCCCAAAACAAGCACUGUAAUAAUUACAAAAUGAACUUUGUGCCAAUUAAUUGAUGUGUGAAGGAGUGAGAAGGCUGAGCCAGAAACCUUUACCCUUUAACCUGCUUACCAGCGUCCCUUUGUAAAUAAAAGGACAAUUCCUAAUAAUGUGUUUUUUAAUAAAACAUUUUUAAUCAGCAGAA